AUGCAUUCCCACCUUCACACCCCCUACAACGCAAGUACGUUACCUUUCUCCCCCCCCAUCUCUCCACCAUCAACAUCAGAUCACAUCAUACCACACACCACACCAAGCACCGAAACUAACUUUCCCCCCUCUACAGACUGCGAAGAAAUCAUGACCGCCCUCGACGAAUGCCACGCACGAGGCUUCAUCCACAAAGCCCUGGGUGGAUGCAACGAUGUCAAGCGCGACGUGAACAAAUGUCUAGCGGCGGAGCGGUAUGCGCGCGCAAAGCGCAACCGGGAUGAGGCGAAAGAGAAGCGCAAGAAGAUCGAGCGUAUUUGGGCUGAGGAGAAGGCGCUUGCGGAGACGGGGUCAAUUUCUUCGUUGGCUUCUUCUGCUUCUGCUUCUUCGGGCUCAAGCUCGGCGGAGAAAUAA
Messenger RNA from Aspergillus luchuensis, 414 nucleotides. RefSeq names its product COX assembly mitochondrial protein. Lineage: Eukaryota; Fungi; Ascomycota; Eurotiomycetes; Eurotiales; Aspergillaceae. Gene Ontology annotation, cellular component: mitochondrion. Bases 1 to 414 code for a protein of 137 amino acids. The record is from RefSeq and is a predicted model, not a curated record. The transcript has a single exon.